GCCAUAUAAUCAAUUUAUUCGAUUUGAGCAAGCGAUAGCAGAUAAAACACAGCGCUGGGCAGCUGGGGAGUCUCUGCUCUUCCGCGGCGCGCGCCCCUUCCCUGCAGAUCCAGUCUUUUAUACUUCUUUCCUUCCGGUGUACGUGUUCUUUCCGUUCUUCAUCUGCGCAUGUGGGGCUUGUUGCUGGGGGCGAAUUCUGCCUCUUAGUGGUCGUGGGGAUGAAGGUGAGUGGUCUUCCUCGUCGACCUUUUACCUACUUUCUUGACCUUGCCGUGCUAAAAGUUUCACAACUUCGCCCCCGGCACGUCCUGUACACCUUCCCGGAUAUUUGUGGUUAUCUUACCCCUGCCAAUUUCCUGUAGCAGUUCGUUAUGCACAGUUUCAGGCUACGUGACAAUUGCACAAGGUUACAUGGCAGUUCACACGUUCAUAUAUUAUACCCAGCUUCUUGAUGAACAAACUUUAUCGAUUGUAAUCACAUAUCACAUCUUCACUACUGUGAUUAUCUUAUGAGUGAUGUAACUGGAUGUAAGAGGGUUCAAAAGUCCCAUGAACCCUCCUGACACGAGGGAACCACCUGAGGGAGAAGGACCUUUCCCUGAGGGUUUUAAUUCAUCCUCUUCAGCCUCCUGUUUUUCUCCGGGUUUUGGAGGAGACAGUUGGCUGUCAAAAGACAGCGCUUCACGUUCUCUUGUACCUGGCAGCUCCUUCCUGUUCUCCAGUUCUCAAGAGAAAGUGACGCGUUGGGUCUCGGUUCAGCUCCUUCACACACACUUUGUAAUGGACGUAACGGACUCGGGCUCCAUUCCCAACCGCGGAUGAACUCCUGCGUCCAGCCAGGCACGUUUUCCUUGGGCACAAACCGCGGGUGCGCAUGCGCCAGAGCGGCCGGGCACGUUACAGACAAAAACGUGCGUCCGUUCGUGCCAAACGCCCCCCCGGGCUGAGCCGCUCCCGCGUCCCUCCCGCCGCUCCCGUCAACCUCGCAACGGACGGAACGAACGCGGCGCCGCCUGAGGAGAUGCGCGGCUGCUGCGGCGGCGGCGGCGCCCCCGCCCUUUCCGGCCACCGCCCCCGCCCUUUCCGGCCGCCGCCCCCGCCCUUUCCGGCCGCCGCCUCCGCCCUUUCCGGCCGCCGCCAUGCCGAUGAAGGGCCGGUUUCCCAUCCGGCGCACGCUGCAGUACCUCAGCCAGGGCGACGUCGUCUUCAGAAGCUCGGUGAAGAUCCAGUACAGGAACCCCUGGGUGCAGAUCAUGCUCUUCAGGAACAUGACCCCCUCGCCCUUCCUCCGGUUCUACCUGGACAAUGGAGAACAAGUUUUGGUUGACGUGGAAGAUAAAACCAACAAAGAGAUUACUGAGCACAUUAAGAAAAUCCUGGGGAAAAGCAAAGAAACACUUGAAAAAGAGGAGAGGGAAAGGAAAAAACUGUCACAUCCAGCAACGUUUGGGCCCAAGAAGUACCAUCUGCGAGAAUGUAUGUGUGAAAUUGAAGGCCAGGUUCCCUGCCCUGCUUUUGUGCCACUGCCCAAAGAGAUGAGGGGAAAACACAAAGCUGCAAUGAAAAAUGAAGCAUCAGCCUGAAAGCUCAAGCCAUGCAGUUGCUUUUCCUCAAUGGGAAAAUGAGCUAAAAGCUCCUGGAAACAGGAACAAACAAGUUCAUAUAAUACAGGUAACUUUGUCUCCCAAGUCUUCUCGGAGCUACAAUUAGAAUAAUUAAAGUGAAAAAUAAAUAGAAGUUGAAACCCA
Molecule: messenger RNA, 1748 nt
Organism: Strigops habroptila (Kakapo)
Lineage: Eukaryota; Metazoa; Chordata; Aves; Psittaciformes; Psittacidae
Gene: MRPS25
Product: mitochondrial ribosomal protein S25
Exons: 4
Coding region: 1140-1583 (147 amino acids)
Cellular component (GO): mitochondrion
Molecular function (GO): structural constituent of ribosome
Source: RefSeq, a predicted model, not a curated record